CUUGUUUGAAGCUCAGCUUGUUUACGACUCGCCAGCGGGAAUGUUGGUUUAAUUAAUCAUCGUCAUCAUUAGUAGACAGAAGACAAAAUUGUCCAGUUUGAUUAUUUUUAACCAACUGGAAUAUUAAACUUUGUGUUUAAAUGAUAUAAAUGUAUUUGUGUGUACGCCAUUGCAUUUUGAGUUAAUAUAGCCAAUGUUUUCGUUCUACUCACUUCAACUAUAGACCGAUGCAUUACUCACACAGACCACCUAAAAGACGUGGGCCACUAUUCUUAGUGUUUGAAACCAACAACAAAAGUGAUAACAAAAUUCCAAGAGAUACAGUGUUAUGUAUCUCAAUAAAGUUGCAGCGCUUUGAAGCAUCAUGGCGUCCUACAUGGUUCCAGCCGCUGUUAAAUCCUCUGCAGUGUUUUUGUUGAUAAAACGAGCUCAGUCUGUAAAUAAAAUCUGCCGUCUUCCUCGGAGUGCCACCGCAGAAGGUUCCAGGUGGUGGGGGGUUUUCAGUCUCUCCGUGUCGUCCCGCUCCUCCUCGGACACUUCAGGUACAGAUCUUUGUGGCUCCGGUGACAUUGUGGGUCACUUUGAGCGGCUUGUGCAAAGUGACUCCCUAAAGAAGGACGUUCAGCAGAAAUAUGUUGUCCAGCGGCUGGCUGUACUGCAGCAAACCUUAAAGACUUAUACUAACAGUAUGUACCUGAACCCACCAUUAACACAACACUACAAAGAUCGCAGCAGGCAACCUCAAAAUGAUGAUGCUACAACAACCAAAACGAAACCUCCUCCUCAACAACCACCACCACCUAAGGGUCUCUAUAUAUACGGAAAUGUUGGCUCAGGGAAGACCAUGCUCAUGGAUUUGUUUUACUCCCAUGUGGAAAACAGUUGCAAAAAGAGAGUCCAUUUUAACAGCUUCAUGUUGGAUAUCCAUAAGAGGAUCCACCGCAGGAAACAAAGCCUGCCGAAGCGAAGGCUAGGGGAAAUGUUCAACUAUGACCCCAUAUCCCCGGUUGCCAUGGAGAUCAGCAGUGAGAUCUGCCUGUUGUGUUUUGAUGAGUUUCAGGUAACUGAUGUUGCUGAUGCCAUGAUCCUGAAGCAGCUGUUUGAGGCACUGUUCAAAACCGGAGUGGUGGUGGUGGCCACCUCUAACAGACCCCCAGAUGAUCUGUACAAAAACGGACUUCAGAGGGACACCUUCCUACCUUUCAUCGACGUGCUAAAGAAAUACUGCCACACUGUCUGUCUGGACUCUGGGAUUGACUACAGGAGGCUGGACAGGCCUGUGGCUGAAAAACUUUACUACCUCACAGGAGAGCCUAGAGCAGAGGCUUACCUGGAUGCACUGUUUGAGGAGCUGGCAUUAAGACAAAAGAGUGUUACUGGUUCUCGUGUUCUCACUGUCCUGGGCAGAGAUGUGACUCUUCAGAAGACGUGUGGCUCCAUCGCUGAUUGUACUUUUGAAGAACUGUGUGGUAAACCAACGGGUGCCAGCGAUUACCUGGAAAUGGCGCGGAUCUUUGACACUGUAUUCAUCCGCCAUGUUCCCAAACUGACGCUGACUCUGAAGGACCAGGCCAGGCGCUUCAUCACGCUCAUAGACAAUUUCUACGACCACAAGGUAAGAGUGGUGCUUCUGGCAGCGGCUCCAUUAGAGCAGCUUUUCGUCCAUACUGGAGGAGAAGAUGAGAGAGAUCGACAGCUGCUGGAUGACCUGGGCCUCAGUAAUGAGGCAGCAGAGAGGCUCACUCUGUUCACAGCCGAGGAAGAGAUCUUUGCUUUUCAAAGGACCGUCUCUCGGCUGAGGGAGAUGCAAACUGAGGCUUAUUGGAUGGAGGGAGAUCGCAGUUCCAGCAGUAGUCACAUGAGUAGCUAACAUCUGCAGCUGAAAGCUUGGAUAAGAAACUACCUCCCAACAGCAUGAUGCCUCACUAACCAGCUUCACUCCUAAUGGAGUGAAUCAAAAUGUCUUAGAGCAGUGUUGUCCAAAGCCAGUCUUCGGGGGCCGAUGUCCUGCAUGUUUCGGAUGUUUCCCCGAUUCAGCACACCUGAAGCAAAUGAAGGAGCUCUUGGCAGGUCGUGCAGAACUGGAUGUCAUGCUGAGGAGGCAAUUCAGCAAUGUAAAUCAGCUGUGUGUGUAGUGACACAUCUAAAAACAUCCAGGACACUGGUUCUGUUUCAGCGUAAGCAGCACUUUGCUCCAAACAGUAAAACAAAAACUGCAUCUCAAUUCAUCUGAUGUCUUCUCAUGUUUUAUAUGAGUUGAAUAUGUCCUGCAAGGACUGCUCUCUCCCCCUCGUGGACUACUGGUUUAAAAGGUCGACAGCUUUCCAAGGAUUUUCCGCCACAUUGGGGAGAGGAUCAAACAUCCUUCCUUUGCGGGUGAUUAGUGCCCUCUAGUGGAGGAACGUUUAUAACAUUUUUUUUUUUACACCAAGUUUAAACCAGGUUGUUUUGUUUUUUUCAAAUUUGAGUGUUGUUCAAACAUGAGGAAGUGCAUAAUUGUGAAGUGAAAAGAAAUGAUGCGGAGUUUUCAUUAUUUGUUUUCACAACCAGAAAUCUGGAAAACAUUACAAGUAUUACAAGUAUAGACCGGGCUUUUGCAUUAGCUGCACAUUAGAACCUACAGCGCUUUGACCAAUGGCUUUUUUUUUCUUUAAAUCUAAUUUAUAAAUGAAAGUAACUUGGCUUUCUAGGGGCUAAAUACAAAUGCAUGCCAGACAUUUCAGAUUUCUAUUUGUUUGAAACAAUUUAGCCCCUGCAUCAUUGUCCUUCUAUCUCACAAUUAUGCUCUGCUUUUCCUUUGUCUACCAUAUGAACACCAGUAAAAUACACCUAGAGUUGUGGUCGUCUCAUAACCAAACUGUUAAAAGUUUUAAGAGGGUGUGAAAGGCACUUUAAUGUAAAGAAUCUGAAUUCAACUUUGUUGGAAUGAACACAACUAAAGUUAUCAUUUCUACACUUUACCGUAAUCUGUAGUAAUAGUUUUAGUUGAAUUAUACUAUAAAAAGCUAAACAGUAAUUUCAAACUGAAAAGCUUUGAACAAAGCGGUUUACACUUCAGGAAAUGUACAAUUUCAUGGAAAAACAAUGCAGGGCAGAAAUAUGAUACACAUUUGGAUGCAAAUACCUGUUUUGAUCAUUUAUUUGUACAAAACAAGGGCUAUUUAGGUCAUGUAUUGCAUUGAAACAUGUGAUAUUUCACUGCAAUAUAUCUUUCUUGAUGGCUGUGCACAGAACAAGACCCACAGCGAUACUUAUUCCAACUUCUAAGAUCAGUUUGGAUUUUUAGUAAACAUAACAUGCAGAAGAAAGUAAUAGUACUGGGAGAAAUCCCAGACAAGACAAUUCCACAGAAAGUUCAACAUAACUUUUUUAUUUGAAAUAGUUAUUAGUGAUGUAAGAGCCAAAUUGUAUUUCAUCUUCCUUUUAAAGUGUUGGUCUAUGUUUGACUGUUACUCUAUUUUCAUAUGAUUAAAUAACUUGGUUUUUCAUGGCAUAAAUUGUUGGUGAAUACAUGAACAAAUUAAAAUAAGAAAAAAGACAUAUUCCCUGUGUUUUGUUUUUAAAGAUUUGUGACCGUCUGGUACAGUAGUUGUUUUCAAUUUAUCCCUUUUUGCCUGUAGGUGGCAGCAGAGAUCAAGAAGUUCCUCAGGUGUUAUUAUUGUCCAACCAGGGAUGAGGUCAUCCUAGUGCAGUACUCCAGCUUGGCCCUGCGAGCUUUGAUAGCACCUACUCGAUCUAGACUAAGAGCCUUAUGUAAGAACAGAUCAAGCCGGCCAACCAGCCAGAGUCUUGGAACAAGCACCAACAUACCAGACAGUAUCUGUGAUCGCACUAGAUUUAAACGACGAUGUGGAUGUGAAAAGAUACAAGCCUCUUUAAAUUGUGCUUGAAUCAGAUGUGAGUCUACACUGCACCAUACCUUUCAGUUAAAGGAAAAUCCAUUACGUCCUAUGCUAUGGACCCCUUUUAUCCAAUUGGUGCAUUACGUUGGUCAGAGGGGAGAUGGACGCCGUUCAUCGUCAUUGUCUUAAAUGGAUUAUCCUCUCCGUUUUACAAGACUGUUCAUAGUCUCAAUCCACACAUCCCAGCAGGAAAAUACCACCUUGUCCUAUUACCUAAACCACACACUAUACUGAUGUGAGUCAUUGCCCUGAUAGCUGUUCUGUCAGGUUUUUGUUGGAUUAUCUCUUCUUUGAGGGUCUUUGGACUGGAAGAGGUUUUAAUUUAAUUUUCAUUGGAUUGUUUUGUUCUUUCAUCCAAUAUAAUCAGAUUCCUUUGAUUUAUCUGAUACCACAAGCUGCAGCGCCCUGCUUCAGUAUUCAUGCAUUAAGAAUGCAAAGUAAUAUGUUCUUUAAGUAAAAAUGUCAAUAGUUUGUGCAUUUGUAUUCAACCCCUUUUUACACAGAAAGCCCUGAUUAAAGACCGUUGCAACAAAUUGCCUUGAAAAGUUCAAUUGGUACUUUUAAUCUCUAUAAAUCCAACUGUUCUGUGGAAGAUUGAGAUUUGUAAGAGAACAUUAGUGAACAGAAAGCAUUCUGAAAAAACUCAACAUUCAGUCUAGUAUGUGAAAAUGGAAAUGUAAUCCAUAAAGACACUGUUCUACUUACAAAGGCUCAUGGUACUGUGGAGGAGCUGUAGAGAUCUACUACUCCUCAGGUGGGAGAAUCUAUUGAUAAGACAACUACAGUAGUUGUACUCUUCACAAAUAAAAGACAGAAACU
Xiphophorus hellerii (green swordtail) is the source of this 4721-nucleotide messenger RNA. It is a transcript of the gene afg1lb, whose product is annotated as AFG1 like ATPase b. The transcript is spliced from 15 exons. Gene Ontology annotation, cellular component: cytoplasm; mitochondrion. NCBI's taxonomy places the organism in Eukaryota, Metazoa, Chordata, Actinopteri, Cyprinodontiformes, Poeciliidae. The record is from RefSeq and is a predicted model, not a curated record. Gene Ontology annotation, molecular function: ATP binding; ATP hydrolysis activity. The coding region runs from base 365 to 1870 and encodes 501 amino acids.